Rhodamnia argentea is the source of this 1197-nucleotide messenger RNA. Its product is annotated as patatin-like protein 2. The record is from RefSeq and is a predicted model, not a curated record. NCBI's taxonomy places the organism in Eukaryota, Viridiplantae, Streptophyta, Magnoliopsida, Myrtales, Myrtaceae. The coding region runs from base 1 to 1197 and encodes 398 amino acids. Gene Ontology annotation, molecular function: monoacylglycerol lipase activity; glycerophospholipase activity. The transcript has 7 exons. Gene Ontology annotation, biological process: lipid metabolic process.
AUGCAGCCUCCUGCUAAUGGGAAGUUGAUCACCAUCCUAAGCAUUGAUGGUGGUGGGAUUAGGGGAAUUAUUCCCGGUGUAAUUCUGGGUUUCCUAGAGUCCGAGCUUCAGAAGCUGGAUGGAGAGGACGCGAGAAUCGCAGACUACUUCGACGUUAUUGCCGGAACCAGCACGGGCGGCCUCAUCGCCGCGAUGCUGGCGGCGCCGGACAAGAAGAACCGCCCUCUAUACGGCGGCAAGGAUAUCAAGGCCUUCUAUUUGGAUCACUGCCCUAAGAUCUUCCCUCAGCCCAGAUGUCCGAGCAAAAUUGUCAACGCUGUAAGGAUGAUCAAAGCCGUGGCUGGACCGAAAUACAGAGGGAAAUAUCUGCACAGACUUGUUAAGGAGAAAUUGGGAGAUACCAGAUUGCACCAAACACUGACUAAUGUGAUUAUUCCAACAUUUGACAUCAAGGAAUUGCAGCCUACUAUCUUCUCCAGCUUCCAGGUGAAGAAGAACCCUAGCUUGGAUGCUUUAGUCUCAGACAUAUGCAUCGGAACUUCGGCUGCACCAACUUACCUUCCAGCCCACUAUUUUAGCACCAAGAACCCUAAUGGAUCAGCCAGGGAAUUCAAUCUUAUUGAUGGUGGCGUCGCGGCAAAUAAUCCGGCUCUAGUGGCUGUAAGUGAGGUGACCAAAGAAAUAAUCAAUGCGAACUCGGAUUUUGAUCUUCCUGAUAUGAAGCCAACAGACUAUACCAGGUUCCUGGUUCUGUCCCUGGGCACCGGUUCAUCGAAAUCUGAGAAAAAGUACAGUGCCAAGAAAGCAUCUAAAUGGGGUGUGCUCGGCUGGCUCACGAAUGGUGGUUCGACUCCUUUAGUUGAUGUCUACACACAAGCAACUGCCGACAUGGUGGAUAUUCAUCUCUCCACUGUAUUCCAGUCUCUUAAAUGCGAAAAUUACCUCCGCAUUCAGGAUGAUACAUUGACGGGAGAUGUGGCUUCGGUGGACACGGCCACAAGGGAGAACUUGGAGAAUGUUGUGAAGGUUGGAGAGGCAUUGUUGAAGAAGCCAUUGUCCAGGGUGAACUUGGACAAUGGGGUCUUUGAGCCUUUAAAUCAGGGUUCAAAUGAAGAGGCUCUCAAGAGACUAGCUGAAAAGCUGUCCAAGGAGAAGCAGCUCCGCCGAGGAAAAUUGUCGCCUCUAGGAACUAUAUGA